AUGAGUGAAAAAGAAGAUUAUCAGAAUCAUAACCAAUUUUUAGGGUAUGGUUUCAACUUUAGUUUGGGUCAUCUUGUUACUGGAUUGAUAAAUGCAGUGCAUAUUUUGAUGAGUGACACCUCAUCCUCCACUUCCCUCCACUCUCCUCCCCCAUCUACAACCGUGUCCCCUAUAAAUUGCAAGAGCUUCCCUUUCUGCACUUUAUUAGCAGCAAUAGUUGUCAGUUAUCACUCUGUUGCUUUGUGUGUGUGGAGCAAACAGGCUGCAGGAAUCCCAAAGAAAUAUGCACCAACCAUUGGCAUUGCAGUUGAUCAUCGCCGUAGGAACAGUUCCUUGGAGGGUUUCCAAACUAAUGUUCAGAGGCUGAAGACAUACAAAGCCAAAUUAGUUGUCUUCCCAAGACGCACUCGAAAAUUCAAGGCGGGUGAUUCUGCUCCCGAGGAGUUGGCAACUGCCACACAAGUACAAGGUCCUUACUUGCCAAUAGUUCGUGAGAAGCCAACUGUUGAGCUUGUGAAGGUUACAGACGAAAUGAAGUCGUUCAAGGCAUAUGACAAGCUCCGUAUUGAGCGAACAAAUAAGCGCCAUGUUGGUGUCAGGGCCAAGAGGGCUGCUGAGGCUGAGAAGGAAGAGAAGAAAUAGCGAGUUUUAGUGACAGUGGAUAUCUGAAUCAACUCUGCUUUUUGAAAUUGGAAUUAUUUACUUUAUUCUGUUUGAAUCGGUAAUUCUAGCUAUUAUAUUGCCAGUUGAAUGUAUGAAUUUUAAAAUUUUGUCGUGUCAUCAUUUCACGUGGAUUUGCAUUUUCCUCUAGUCCUGUUUCUAUUUUUUAUCCUUUUAAUCAAGACGAUGGAA
Molecule: messenger RNA, 852 nt
Organism: Olea europaea var. sylvestris
Lineage: Eukaryota; Viridiplantae; Streptophyta; Magnoliopsida; Lamiales; Oleaceae
Product: 60S ribosomal protein L13-1-like
Exons: 5
Coding region: 1-642 (213 amino acids)
Biological process (GO): translation
Cellular component (GO): cytosolic large ribosomal subunit; ribosome
Molecular function (GO): structural constituent of ribosome; RNA binding
Source: RefSeq, a predicted model, not a curated record